This is a messenger RNA of Suillus fuscotomentosus, 868 nucleotides long. RefSeq lists its product as uncharacterized. The record is from RefSeq and is a predicted model, not a curated record. The coding region runs from base 1 to 855 and encodes 284 amino acids. NCBI's taxonomy places the organism in Eukaryota, Fungi, Basidiomycota, Agaricomycetes, Boletales, Suillaceae. The transcript has 7 exons.
AUGUCUGACCCUAAAGUAUGGUUAAUCACAGGUACAUCAUCAGGUUUUGGUCGCCGUUUAGUAUCAAUCGUUCUAGAACGCGGUGAUCGCGUGAUCGCGACGGCCCGAUCUCUCCAGAAAAUCCAAGAUUUUCCCCAAUCUCCAAACCUACACCUUCUAGAGCUUGAUGUGACUUCCGGAACGACCGUCAUCAAGGAACGCGUAGAUGAGGCGGCUAAGGUCUGGGGCAGGAUUGACGUGUUGGUGAACAAUGCGGGUAUUGGGCUGCUGGGAAUCCUUGAGGAAUGCGGGGUGGACUUCCUAACAAGACAAUUCCGCCCUAAUGUCUUGGGUGUGCUGGACGUCACGAAUGCAGCAUUACCAUAUAUGCGUGAAAGGAAGAGUGGUACAGUAGUUAUUAUAGGAAGUCGCAGCGCCUGGAGGCCUGAGGUCAAGGGACUUGGCGUUUAUGCCGCAUCAAAGGCAGCAGUGCAGGCAAUGAGCGAAACACUUGCCCUAGAACUCGCACCGUUCAACAUACGCAUCCUCAUCGUCGAGCCUGGCGCCUUCCGCACAGAAAACAUAUACAGGAAUAAAUUUGACACGUGGACGAAUCCCAUACCUGAUUAUGAUAAAACGCGAGCGGAGACACAGGUGAUGUAUGAGGCUAUCCCUGGCAGGCAACCAGGAGACCCCAUGAAGGCGAUGAAACUCGUCGCAGACGUCGUAAGAGGAGAAGGCGUUGCAGCUGGGAGGGAGUGGCCGUUGUAUCUCGUCUUGGGAGAAGAUGCAGAGAAGGAUGUUAGAAAUAAAUGCAUGAUGAUGUUGAAGCAUCUUGAUGAAUGGCAGGACGUAAUCCGGGACGUGAAUAUAUGAACCGAUCUAGAAC